UUUCUCUGGCCACGUUUCACGGAACCACUACUUUUACACUAGUGUUUAACUCAUAUGUAUAAAUAGGCAUUUCCUCGUACGCCCGCACACACAAAUUUCAACGAUUUUACCCCGGGAAACACUUUUGGAUGGUGCAGGUGCCGCCCACCAGCAACGGAUGUAAAAAAGAUGUCGGCGGCAUUCCACGACCAGCCGCACGGCGAUCAUCAUCAGUGCAACUGCAGUAGCGCGUCUACGCCGGCCACGCAAUCGCUGGAUGAGCUGGAGUUUGAGCGGGGAAUCUGGACAGCUGCGAUCGACAACGAUGCGGCCAAAGUGAGGACGCUGAUCGGGAGGGGACAUCUCUGUGAUCGGGACAACUCGGGCUACACGGCACUGCACUACGCCGCCCGGGCUGGACACUUGGAGAUCUGUCGGAUGCUGCUGGAGGCUGGAAUCGGUGUGAACGAGCGAACCCACGGAGGAGGGGCGACCGCACUGCAUCGGGCCGCGAUGAUGGGCCGCGAACCUAUCCUGAAGCUCCUCCUGGCGCACAAAGCCGAUGCCUUGCUGCAGGACAGCGACGGCAAAACGGCUCUUCACCGGGCAGCCGAAAAGGGUCACCUCGAGUCGUGCCGGAUUCUGCUUCAGCAUGGUCCAGCGGCAAAAUCCACCCCCGACAGUAAAGGCCACCGUCCAGCGGAAUCGAUAAGCGAGUCCUCGCCGCAGUACGAGCAACUGAGGGCACUUUUUAUUGCGUAGGAUUGCCAUUUUUGUGUCCCGAGUUGCCUUAAAAACAUACAAAACGUUGUCAUCCCCUGCUCCGAUCCAGAUAAAAGUCAGAUUGCUAAAUUUUCGGUUCAUGAGAUGUUUGCUAAAUUAUUGAGUAUUGUAUCAAGCAAUAGUCUACUUGUGAUAGUCGCUCAGAGAUAUGCUGGAGAAAUUUUAAACUGGUUAAGUUCUUUGUGCUAGACAAAGUGUGACAAAAUUAAGCUAGCUUAUUUGGUUUGAUCGCUGUUCAACAAGUAGCCCAUCCCGACACAUUUUAUUUCAAUAAAUUGACACAGCGACUUGACGAAAUCAUUGACUUGCAGCUAUUAUUUCUUAUCGAAACCUUGUGCAUUGCCUCGAAAAUCUGUGUAAAAUAUUGCGCCUUGCAG
This is a messenger RNA of Culex quinquefasciatus (southern house mosquito), 1139 nucleotides long. RefSeq names its product ankyrin repeat domain-containing protein 39. The record is from RefSeq and is a predicted model, not a curated record. Gene Ontology annotation, molecular function: protein binding. The coding region runs from base 169 to 741 and encodes 190 amino acids. The transcript has 4 exons. NCBI's taxonomy places the organism in Eukaryota, Metazoa, Arthropoda, Insecta, Diptera, Culicidae.